CGUGACUACUGUGACGUCAAAGUCAAAUAUGGCGGCUUGACGGCGAAGUCUUGGUUUUGACAGAAGUUGUUGAAACUGGAAAAUAUUAAUUAUUUCUUACGUGCGACAUUUGGUUCAUCAUCGGCCAAGAUUGUGCUGAAGUGAAAAUGAUAUUUUCCUGAUUAUCUCGUAUACGUGAUUCUGUCGGAGCACAUUGCCUCAUUUUGUGCCGACAUCAAAUCCAUAACAUUGCCAACUCUGGACCUUUCUUGAAUUGUUGCUGAUCUUAGUCCUCAAACUUAAUAAAUACCAAUUAUAUUAGUUCCACAAAAAUGUGGAACAUGAUGUGUGAUGUGAUGCCUACUAUUACGGAAGAUGCCAGCCAACUAUCACAAAGAUCCUCCCAACUGCUGUCAGGGGAAGAAGGAAACCUUGAACAGCUCAUGGUCUCUAUGCUGGAUGAAAGAGACCGGCUAGUAGAUUCUCUACGCGAUGCACAAGAUCGUAUGGGAGAGCUGGAAGCUCGAUUAGCUGAUGCAGAAAAAGAACGGGAUUGCCUUCAACGCCAGAUGGCCGCAUCUUUACCUCAGGAAUUGGCGUCAUUAACUAAAGAGCUGGCCCAGUCUAGGGAACAGCUUCUGGAAAAAGACGAAGAAAUUACCGAACUCAAAGCUGAGAGGAACAACACUAGGCUUCUGUUGGAACACUUGGAAUGCUUGGUGUCCCGCCAUGAACGAUCUUUGCGAAUGACGGUUGUCAAGCGACAAGCAGCAAAUAGUGCAGGUGUUUCUUCCGAAGUCGAAGUCCUGAAGGCGCUUAAGUCAUUAUUUGAGCAUCAUAAAGCCUUGGAUGAGAAGGUUCGCGAACGAUUGAGGGUGGCGUUAGAACGGACAGCCGGUCUCGAAGAAGAGCUAACAACUACCAAAGAAGAAUUGCAACAUUUAAAGAAUGGGUCCAUGUCAGUGACGCACACCAGCACGGAUGGAAAUGGUGGUGCAGCUGGUGAGAGUGGUACUAGUGACGUUACUAACGCGACAAAUGGAACGUCCGAAGUUUCAGCUGAAGCUAGUAAAAUGACGGAACUGCAAUCAACGUUGGAGAAACAAAGUAGCGAAUUGACGGUUUUACAACGGAGACUAUUGGAAGCUGAAGAAGCUCUUCGUGCUGCUCAGAGGGAUGCCCAGAGAAGUCAGGAGUUACAGGCCCGACUUCAACGUGAUCUUCACGAGAAGAGCGCGCAAAACCAAGAUCAGGAGGAGCGCAUUGCUACAUUAGAGAAACGAUACUUGAAUGCCCAACGUGAAUCAACGUCUCUUCACGACUUGAACGAGCGAUUAGAGCAAGAGCUGCGUAAUAAAGACGCACAACUUAAGUUGCAAGAGGACAGGGUCCGCACUAUGGAAGAGAAAUUGGAGCUGGCUGAUCAGAAAGUUACCCAGCUCUCGAAACUACCCGAGGUCCAGCAUGAAUUAACUCAAGUUCAAGAGCGCCACGGUACGGCUGAGGAUCGCAUCCAGAGACUGGAAAGCCAAUUAGAAGAGAAGUCAACUGAAGUGGCUAAGUUGCAGCAGAGACUGAGGAUUAACGAGGAACAUAAUUCACGUCUAUCCUCAACUGUUGAUAAGCUUUUACAAGAAUCAAACGACCGGUUGCAAGUUCAUCUCAAAGAGCGUAUGUCGGCGCUAGAAGAGAAAAAUCACCUAACGCAAGAUCUAGAUAAAUCAAGAAAGUGUCUAGAAGAUUCGCUUAAAGAAAAGGCCGAAAUCUUGAAAGAACUGAACAAAUCGCGUUUAGAGAUGGACGGCGUGCGGCGCCAACUUCUCCAACAAGAAAUUGCCCUUAAUAUUCAGCAGACGGACGAGUUGACUCGCUCCCUCUCGCCCCACCCAAUGGAAACGUCGUUCGUUGACACGCGUUCCUUACCGCGGUUGCCAAAAGCCCGCAAAGGUGUACGUGGAAUGGAUGAAGGUGAUCAGUGGGGACUCAACAAUGCUACCUCUCCAUCCAUGGGCUUAGAUUCCGGACGCAAUUGCGAUAUGAGUGAUGUGCGGGUAAACAGUCGAGCAAUGGGGGAUGAAGAUGAUGAAGAUGAACUAGAAGAUCAAGACGAGCGCGACAGUCCACAAGAGGGAGGUAUGAUGGAUGCGGGUCACGACUAUCAUCAUCAAGGCUAUCUAAACGACCUCGGUGAUCUGGCCGAUCUGGGAGCUAUGCUCUCUCCUUCCAGCCACACGGACGCCCAGACUCUGGCUCUUAUGCUACAGGAGCAAUUGGACGCCAUCAAUCAAGAGAUUAGAUUGAUUCAAGAGGAAAAGGAUAAUACGGUAGCUCGAGCCGAAGAGCUUGAAUAUCGAGUCAGCAGUCUCGACCACUUGGUGACGAAUCACGUUCCGGUGACAGGCAGUGGCCGAUCCACUCCUCGUGUGAGCGGUGGGAGCGGAGGAGCUGGCGGGACUUCUUCCAAUCACAGUCCGGUGGUUCCUUCGAGUUCAGCCGCUGGAUACAACAACAAUCCAAAUGCCAGCAAUUCUUCUUCACCAUUAACUGCCCAACUAAAUCCUGGGAAUAACGCCGCUGCUUCACCCCAACGAGACUACCUUCACAAAUUUCACACGAUCCCUAGAAGCCGAGACAUCAACCUAUACGAAACACUGGCUGAGUGGUCAUCAGGACAAGCGAUGGGAUGGGCCUACACUUCUGCAUCUCCUGAGAGUUCUCUACCCAAUACGCAAGUGUCGACACCCUCUUUCCAGUAUCCAUCGCUCAGUCAGGGUCAAUUAAAUGAAUCUCAGAUGGAUUCGCGUUCCCUUCGUCUGGACCGCAUCCAACAAGCUCUGGCAAUGACUUCCGAUGAAAUGCGAAGUAAACGAACAAAAGAUUACUCGGAUCACCUCAGGAGUUCACUGGGCGAAAGCAUCCCUUCAAUUACAUCUAGCCAGGAUUCGUUAGCUCCAGUCGGUCUGUACCAGCGACCGACAGGUAUGCCCAAUGCUGCCGAGUCUCCGUCUGCGUCGUCGAUCCAGCUUCAACAGCAACAACAGCCGCAGAGUCAACGAGCGGAGCAGCAUAAGAAGAAAGGAAUUAAAUCUUCGCUGGGCAAAUUCUUCAGCAGCAAGAAGGAGAAGACUGGCAAGAGUAGCAAAGAUAGUCUGUCGUCAACCAGUGGGGCCAUGUCUCCUUUGGCCAGUCGGAACGAUGAGACUAGUGCGAGAGAUACCAUCGCUUCUCUUAGCAUGGGUCUGAACGUCGAUCCCGAAUGGGGAGUCCCAUUGUCGGCAACACCGACUCCUACCGGCACACCGGCAUUGGGUCAGAAAGACUUUGAUCGUCGAAUCAAGCGAAAGCAUGAACUGCUGGCGGAAGCUAUGAAAGCUGGAACACCGUUUGCUCUGUGGAACGGUCCUACAGUUGUAGCUUGGUUGGAAUUGUGGGUGGGCAUGCCACCCUGGUACGUUGCAGCUUGCAGAGCCAAUGUUAAAUCAGGAGCCAUUAUGUCGGCACUUUCGGACACGGAAAUCCAGCGGGAAAUUGGCAUUAGCAACCCCCUUCACCGGUUGAAGCUGCGACUGGCCAUCCAGGAGAUGGUGACUCUCACCUCGCCGUCGGCUCCUCGUACGGCCCGAACCACGUUGGCCUUUGGCGACAUGAAUCACACAUGGGUCGGGCAUUAUUGGCUCCCAUCCCUCGGUCUUACUCAAUACCGAUCGGCCUUCAUGGAGUCGCUAGUGGAUGCUCGUAUGCUGGACCACCUGACGAAGCGCGAGCUCCGCGGACAGCUCAAGAUGGUUGAUGCCUUCCAUCGAACUAGCCUUCAAUACGGCACGUUGCUGCUGAAGCGUCUCAAUUACGACCGGCGCUUGCUAGAAGAACGACGACGACAAGCAGAUAGUGACAAUGAGAGUCGCGACGUUCUCGUUUGGACCAAUGAACGAGUCAUUCGUUGGGUAGCCGCCAUUGGUCUCAAGGAAUUUGCCAAUCAUCUGCUCGAAUCUGGAGUACAUGGCGCCCUAUUGGCGCUGGAUGAGAGUUUCGACAGCAAUGCGAUGGGAUUGGCUUUACAAAUUCCUACCCAGAACGUCCAGGCGAGACAAGUGGUGGAACGCGAGUUUGGCGCUUUAUUGGCCUGUAUUACUGAGCGUACCCAGGACGGAUCCGAGUUCAUUAACCAACAGCACACGUCCACACAUUUGGCUUGAUAGCAGUACGUGUUCCAUUCGUCUUAUUCUCUAUAAAGAAAAGAAAAGAUAACCUUCUCCUCCUCUUUUAAUAUCCGUCUUAUUUCACAGCGGACCUGUCUAUAUUAUUAUCUAUGUCCGCUUAUUUCACACAGCAAGUCAUGUUUCGUUUACCUAAAGAAAAUCCUUCAAGUUCCCAAAUCAGACUAUUAAAAAAAGCCAGAUCAGAAAGUGUAGGGCCAAAAUGAAAAGUCAAAAUAUCCUCUUAAAAGAAAUAACAUAGCCAGUGCAAAGAAGAAGAUAAAAAAAAAAAUUAAAAGCUACAAAAAUAUCUACUGAAGAAGAAAAAAAUCCAGGUUUCACGUGUGUUUGUUUCCCCCUCUAAAAAUGUAGGAGUUGACCUCUCCUCAAUAGCUCCUGUCUCUCAUCCAAUUCACGCUACAUGUACAUUCGUCGUGUUUUAGCAUCACCUUGUUCACCACGUCUAUUCUUCCCUCCAUCUCCUUUUCAUCCAUCCCUGUGUUAAUUAUUAAUAUUCUCUUUCAAUGUGUCAAAAUGAUCGUCGUAGAGGCCCUUAUUUCUAUUCAAACAAAACUAAAAAAUAGCUAAGUCUAAGCCAGUACCUCUCCAUGGUAACUAAAAACAAAAAAAAAAAACUUUAAAAGAAAACACACACAAAAAAAUGCUAACGUAAUGCAUGUUCUGUGCGCGAUUUUUUCCCCUGUUUUAAGGCGUAUAAAGGAACGUUGACUACCCGAUUGAAAAUGGUGAUGCUCUUUUGGCGUAUGUGAGAGAAGGAAUCCGCUCUGGGGAUCAAGAUGUGCAACUAAGAGUAGAAAGCGUUCCCGAUUCGUUGCCUCCCUUCCUUUCGAAUCUUCUCGUACCCUCCGUCGUAAAAGAAAAGAAAUGAACGUGUUAAGUUCGCCACGGACUUGACUUGAAUUUCCUUCCUUUUCUUUUCUUUUAAAUUAUAACAAGAAAUAUUUACACUUUUUAGUUUUAUAUUGAGAAUGCCAAUACUGAUUCACGUAGUUGGCAGUUGGUGCCAUUUUUGAGAAAAAGCGACUUUCCACUUCCCCCAGUCUCAUCCGAGUAUCGGUUUAAAUUAAAUUUGUUUCUCUUUAAUUUCUUUUUCCAUUAAAUUACUUGAGCAGCAACUAAAGAUCCAGUGUGUGUGUAAAUACUUGUUUUCUUGAGCGCGUCACUUCUGUCGUAAUAACAUAAUAAUAAUAACAAUUCACUUGAUCAAAGGUUACCAAAAAAGCUGCAUAAUUAUAAUCUGUAGGGUUUCUUUUAGACAGCCUAUCAACGGCAAAUCUGAGAAAAAGUUAUAUCCUCCUCCAACUCGAAAGAAAAAACUAGCAGUCUUAUUCAUUCAUGAGAAUAGGCUACCGUAUGUAACAUUACUUUCAGUGCAAAAUUUUUAAUUCAAUGUGCAUCACUCGUCGCUGGCAAAGAAAAAAAAAGAAAAACUA
Molecule: messenger RNA, 5629 nt
Organism: Daphnia pulex (common water flea)
Lineage: Eukaryota; Metazoa; Arthropoda; Branchiopoda; Diplostraca; Daphniidae
Gene: Liprin-alpha
Product: liprin-alpha-2-like
Exons: 22
Coding region: 312-4175 (1287 amino acids)
Biological process (GO): synapse organization
Cellular component (GO): presynaptic active zone
Molecular function (GO): protein binding
Source: RefSeq, a predicted model, not a curated record